UGCCGCGCGGUGCGAGCAGCCGAGCCGACGCACACAACGCACGCUCGAGCCCCGAGCGAGCUCCAGUCUCGCCGCGUCCACGAGGCGCACAGCACGCCGCCGAACUCCAGCUGUACGCGCUCCGUCUUCGCAUUGUCUGCCGACGUCGCUGUCCAACUUCAACAACGGCUGGACCGUCAUAAAUGUUGGCGGAUGCAAGUGUGCAAUCUCCAGUUUAUCAAUCUCGGUGGAUCCAAGAGACACCAUGAGCUCUUCUGCAAGCAGAGGUCUUUUCCCCACCCUGGAAGACCUCGAUCCGGGCCGGAAGAACGAGUCUUUGCCCCGCGUCAAGGCCAAGUAUUCCAGCUACGCGGAGCUACUGCAGACGCACGUAGACCUGCUCACCGAAGACUUCAUCAGUGCCCUCAGCGAGCAAGUUAACAACCUUCGCGCGAACCCUUCUCUCUUGGACUCGUCGGCAUGCUACACCGUCACGGGACGGUAUGUUCAUCAGGAACGCUCAAAACAGGCUGGAUUGGAGUUUACCUUCAAUCCGUCUCGCUACAACCACGUGAAGUGGGAGGAGGAGCGUCGUUUUCUCACCGGCAACCUGGUGCUGCUGACCCAGUCUAACCUCAAGGACUUCAUCGUGGGCGUGGUGCACGACAGCCGGCCGCAGCAGCUCCGCCAGGGGCGCGUCGUGAUCAAGCUCAUCAGGGGCGUGAACGAGGAUGGCAGCUUCUGGUCGUGUGACCACGAACCCUAUGUGAAGCAGACAUUUAAGCUCAUUGAGUCUCAGCCCUUCUUCUUUCCUUGCCUGCACGUGACGAGCGUGCUGCGGAAGGACCUAGCAGACCCCUUUCGCACGCUGGCCAACCUGGAGGCUGAAGUGGUACACGGCGUGCUUCCGUCGCGACCGCCUAAGUACUCAUCGUACCUUCGAAGCGUGACGCAGACAUCUGAGGAGGUGGAGGCGCUGAAAAAGAGGUUCCGAACAGAGCUGAACGAAUCCCAGAUGGACGCUUUGGAGAAAGCUCUGGUGUGCCGUGUGGCGCUGGUUCAGGGUCCGCCUGGAACGGGAAAAACUUUCUUGGGUAGCAGGCUCAUUCACGGCUACAGCGACAAGCAUGACCGCGCUGACUACGGCCCUCUGCAGCAAAGGUACAACGUCGCAAGAACUCGCACUCGGACAGAGCUAAUGAAGGGCGCUGAUGUCCUAGCCAUGACCACCACAAGAGCUGCAUACAUGCGCCCGACACUUGACUCCCUCGACAUCAAAAUAGUUAUUGUGGAGGAGGCUGGAGAGGCUUUAGAAGGCUACGUGUUGGCUAGUCUACCGUUCAGCACGGAGCAUCUUAUUCAGAUUGGUGACCAUAGGCAACUGCGGCCCAGCUGCGAGAACCCUCUACUUGGUGCAUCUCACGGCCUAGACCUGUCGCUGUUCGAGCGUCUCAUUCGCAACGGCGCCGACUGUCCCAUGCUAAACGAACAGCGCCGCAUGCGGCCGGCCAUCGCUCGCCUGGUGAGCGGGCCCGGUGGCGUGUACCCGGACCUACGCAAUCACCCAACGACGGAGGACCGGCCCAGGAUCGCCGGCGUCGACCUGGACGAUGCAGUGUUCAUGGUGGAUCACGAGUCCCCAGAAACUCAGGAUGGUAAGGGUUACCACAACGAUCUAGAGGCUGACUUCGCUGCUGAGCUCGGGAACUAUUUCCUUCUGCAAGGAUAUUCUCCUGAGGAGAUAACGAUUCUUACAACCUACCGACGGCAGUUGUUUUUAAUUUUACAAAGAAUACGCUCAAUUGGAGGUGAUGCUACACGCAUCCGAGUGACUACAGGUGCGGGCAACAGUUACGGCCGCCGAGAAGAAGUCCGCUUCCCUUUCCGCCGAGCUGGAAGAGGUAGAGGCUGAGGCGGAGUCGGCUCCACUGGGGUCCCCACAGCAGAGGCAGAGGCAGCGGGACGCUCAGAGGAUCCGCGGCGAGCUGCAGGAGGUGUCCUCAAAGGUGGAACGGGCACGAGCGAAGUUCUGCAGGGUAGAAGCAUUGCUGCAGCGCGGUGGUGUGAAUGUGGAGGCCGACACGAUGGAGACCCUCGAGAGACGGUUGCUAAGCGACACCGACGGGCUUGUGCGGGGAUUGGUUGGUCUUAGGGUUCAGUAGGAAAGAGAUGUGAAUUUGUGAUACUGAUAAUAAAGGGACUUGUAUUGUUGUA
Molecule: messenger RNA, 2193 nt
Organism: Frankliniella occidentalis (western flower thrips)
Lineage: Eukaryota; Metazoa; Arthropoda; Insecta; Thysanoptera; Thripidae
Biological process (GO): regulatory ncRNA-mediated heterochromatin formation
Cellular component (GO): nuclear RNA-directed RNA polymerase complex
Molecular function (GO): helicase activity
Source: RefSeq, a predicted model, not a curated record